This is a messenger RNA of Cetraspora pellucida, 948 nucleotides long. The record is from the annotation of a GenBank genome assembly. Lineage: Eukaryota; Fungi; Glomeromycota; Glomeromycetes; Diversisporales; Gigasporaceae.
AUGCCAUCUACAAAUCACGAAUAUAAUAACGUUUAUGAUUAUAGACAUCCCCUUUAUAUUGGCGGCUGGCGAAGGAAUGUCGCGUACAUUGACGAAGAUUUUAUCAAUGACAACCUAGACGAGCCUCAUAUGAAGAGGAAAAUUACAAUUUUAAGUCAAUAUCCAGAAAUUAAAAGACUAUAUGGAUAUGACACCAUUACCGUAGACAUUGCAAUUGUCGGAGUUUUAGUUCAGGUGACAGCAGCAUAUAUAUUUGGUCGCUGGCUAAUUAGUGGGAAUUUGACAAUGCUCAUUACUUCAUUUAUACUCGGAGGGACUAUGACACAGAUUUAUAGUAUAGUAAUUCAUGAGGCUGCGCAUUGUCUCGCGGCGAGAACAAAAUUCCGGAAUCGUAUCGUUGGUCUUAUCGCAAAUAUAGCAUUACCAAUACCUAUAACCAUGUCUUUUCGUCGACACCAUUUAAAACAUCACGCUUUUCAAGGUGUGGAAGAGAUAGACCCAGAACUACCUUCAGAAUGGGAGAAAAAGCUUGAUAUUAUCAUACAUCAUUAUUGUGGUUAUAGAGGAUUAUUAUAUCUAUUUAUGUCAUUAUGGUUUGGUUUUAGCAUUCACCCAGUAGCAGCUCGAUAUAUCCAGGAGCAUUAUACGUUUGAUGAUGGUCAAGAAACUUAUUCCUAUUAUGGAAUACUUAAUAAAAUAUUUAUGAAUAUUGGUUAUCAUACUGAACAUCACGAUUUUGCAAACGUACCGUGGACAAGGCUCCCUGAAAUUAAUAAAAUUGCAACUGAAUAUUAUGAAAAUCUUGCUUAUCACACGUCAUGGUUUAUGGUCCACUGGAAUUUUGUUACGCAAAAGCAGUUCGGAAUACAAAGUCGUGUAAAAAGAAGUUUUAAAGCACAUAAAAGGGGUCGAAAAAUGUUGAAAAAUUUAAAAAUGGCAUUAAUGUAG